GGGACACUGUCUCCACCAAGCUUAAUGUUCCUUACAUUGUGUACAAGAUGUUACUUCAAAGACUGAACGUUAAAUCUUAAAGGGGCAGCAAACAUAGAUGAGCUGCCAUUAUCUAGGUAAAUGAGUUAGGCUGUCCCAUACAUUACAUACAGUGGCAUCCGUCACCAUAAGGUUCUUGCAUCCUUUAUUUUCUAUUCCCUAAUGUAUAUGUUAAAGAUGGGACUAAAAUGUGAUGUGAACUGCCCUGACUCUGCACCAUAUUCGUGAAUAAGUAUUUGCACCCUGUUGAUGAAUAUAGCACACGCUGCACUUGUCAGUUAUGAUGAAUUUUCCCCAAUUUACGUAACCUUUUUACAACUGCUUAUUAGUUGGAAUUUACUUUAGAUUCUUGAAAUUCGGUUCUUGUGGCAACUUGGACCUUAGGCUAUGUUUCUACAUUCCAAUUUUGUUAAUGCAGUUUUAGAAGCCAAAGCCAGAAACGAAUAUGUAUUAAAAAUUGACGUCAUACUGGAUCUUUGGUCACUGGCUGUAUCUGAUGACCUUGAUGUAGGGAAUGGACAGGAGUUAAAUGGUUAAUAAGAAGAUAUGCUCACUUGAAGGGGAGUUUCUUGUCAGGUGAAGUAUUCUUGUGUACGCCUUGACCGCUCCUCAGGAAGUCUGUCUGUACUCUGUGCCGCAGCUGCCCUUGAAUGUCAGUGACGUGGCUUAUUGUCGGACUUGCUUAACAUCUCUUAUCUACUGAUGGGUUUAGACAGACUAAGUGAGCAAGGUGAUAUAAGCCCUGCUUUAUGUGGAUCAGACAGAGCUCUGGUCCCGUGCAGUAGAGAAGACCCUUUCAGACAGGAUGGAUGUACGCUUCUCAGUCACCAUGCCCGCCACGCAAGGAUAUCCCGGCCUGUCUGUGCAAGUGUGUUCCAUGGGAAACAGCACCAGCCGCUUGUACAGUGCUCUUGCCAAGACGCUCAGCAGUACAGCUGCCAUUUCCCAGCACCAGGAUUACCCUGAAGAAUCUGAACAGCUGGAUCCGUUGGACCCCAAAGAUCUUCUGGAAGAAUGCCAGGUGGCUCUGCAGGACCGGCCCGCCAGGCUCCAUAGGCUGUUUGUUAGCCGGACAGAUGAUUUCAGCAGCCCAAACACCUUCCGAGUGAUGCAGUGGAAUAUCUUGGCUCAAGCUCUUGGAGAAGGAAAAGACAAUUUUAUUAAUUGUCCGAUGGAGGCACUGAAAUGGGAUGAACGAAAGUACUUGAUCCUUGAAGAGAUCCUCAUGUAUCGUCCUGAUGUCUUGUGCCUGCAAGAGGUAGAUCACUACUUUGAUACGUUCCAACCAAUCCUUAGUAGGUUGGGCUAUCACUGCACUUUUUUGGCUAAGCCGUGGUCUCCCUGCCUAGAUGUGGAACAUAAUAAUGGGCCGGAUGGCUGCGCCUUCUUUUUCCAUCAGGACCGCUUUCAGUUUGUCAGCAGUGCCAAAUUCAGGCUGUCAGCUCGGACAUUAAAAACCAACCAAGUAGCCAUUGCUGAGGUGCUGCAGUGCAAGAAAACUGGCAGGUCGCUGUGCUUUGCGGUCACCCACCUAAAGGCCCGCACUGGAUGGGAGAGGUUCAGACUUGCACAGGGCACAGAUCUUCUGCGGAAUCUUGAGUCCGUCACCCAAGGUGCCAAGAUUCCUCUAGUUGUUUGUGGGGACUUCAAUGCAGAGCCUACUGAGGAAGUGUACAAGCGCUUUGCCUCGUCCAGUCUUAAUCUCAACAGUGCCUAUAAGGUGCUUAGUGAUGAUGGAGAAACCGAGCCUCCCUACACAACUUGGAAGAUUCGUACUACUGGCGAAUCCUGCAACACGCUGGAUUAUAUAUGGUAUUCCCAGCAUGCCCUAAAAGUGAACUCUGCCUUGAGUUUGCUUACCGAAGAGCAAAUUGGGCCCAACAGGCUUCCAUCUUUCAACUACCCUUCAGAUCAUCUGUCUCUGGUCUGUGACUUAAGCUUUAACAUUGACCCCGAUAGAUUGUUAUAAUGGUUUUCACACUCAUCCUUGAUGUAUACCUAGAAAUUCUGUAUCUGUAUGAGGGACUUGAAAUAAUGAACCUAUUUAUUUUAAUGGACUCCAAUAAGUGUGUUCCAGAGUAAGUUACCUGUGACCAUUUCCUUACCAGAGCUGCUACGCCGCCACAAUGGUUACCAUGAUGUUAUAGACUAUUAUGCUGGGGUUAUUUUUGUAUGUAUGGUAUUUACAUUUUUAUUUUUCCAUACUGAGUUGUAGCAUUAGAACCAAAUGCCUUUUUGUAAUGACGUGCACACCUAUUUAAUUUAACGGCAGUUGUUUGUGUCAGUCACUUUUUCCAAAGUAUUUAUUUUUGUACUUAAAGCAAGUAGCAAAAAUCUAUAUUUAUUUGUUAAUUUAGGUAAGAACCAACAACGGGCAAAUUUUUUGUUCAAUGCAAUAUAAAAGGAUUUGCCAGUUUGAGGACCUAAUGUGAUUGUAUUAUUUUUCAUACAGAAAUUGGUGUCUUGAUGUUUUUGUGGAGCAACCAAAAUGAAAAUUAUCAGCCAUACUUAUGAGAAAUGUUAGAACAAAUGAAUGCACUAAGAAUAUUUAACCCUAAACAGUUCACAACGAAUGUAUUUUUCUUUUUAUGAACUAACAGAGUUGGAAAUGCUUAUUAAUAUUUUAAUUAUCCUCAAGAUAAUAUUUAAAAGUAUAAUAAUAGUGUAAUGGCCUCCCUGCACCUGGGUAGAAUGGAGCGCAUUAUUCACCCCAAUUUUGACUUGAAUGUUGUAAUGUGAAAUCUUAGUAUAAAUGGUUUGUUUCAUAGAAGCUAACAUUUGUAACUACAGUAAUAGAAAUGCCUCAACCUGAAUAACAUUUGAUAAAAUGCAGCCUCACCACAUGUCACCAUGAAUAAAGACGUAUUUAUUAAAAA
Bufo gargarizans (Asiatic toad) is the source of this 2915-nucleotide messenger RNA. RefSeq names its product nocturnin (gene NOCT). Gene Ontology annotation, biological process: circadian rhythm. The transcript is spliced from 3 exons. Gene Ontology annotation, molecular function: poly(A)-specific ribonuclease activity. The record is from RefSeq and is a predicted model, not a curated record. Bases 845 to 2008 code for a protein of 387 amino acids. NCBI's taxonomy places the organism in Eukaryota, Metazoa, Chordata, Amphibia, Anura, Bufonidae.